UUGUGUGAAUGUUUAGGUUCCACAUCCUGCUGUUGGUCAUUUCACUUUGAAUAUAUAAAUAAUGUUUGAUAGCGACGCUUAAGAAUUACAAAAUCAAACGAGAAGUCUAUAACAGAAUUAACGAACCUCGAAUUUCCAAUUCUACAGUGUGACCCUGAACGCAGCGCAGCGGUAAGAAAGUACCGGAGCAGCUCGGAGUGAAAUAAUGAGACAAUUCUUCUGACUUCUGGACACUUUGCUGCUCUAACGUUCAUCGAAACCGCGCUGUCAGUCAUAAGGAUACAACAAGCUGAGCUGAGCCGAGCCGAGCCGAGCCGAGCCGAGCCAUGGCUAGUAUCCAGAUCCGUAAGUAUAAGGACGAAGACGCCGAGACGGUGAAGGAGAUCUUCACUUUGGGGAUGAGCGAGCACGUCCCGUCCUCCUUCAUGCACCUCCUCAAACAGCCUCCCACCCAGAUGGUGCUCAUGUGCACCUUCUGCGCCCUCCUGACCAGCUCCAAGUCCUUCCUGCUGCCCGUGCUGGCCGUCACGCUCGUCCUGGCCGCCGCCCGGCAGCUGGUCGUGUACAUGUUCAACAAAUACAUCGACACCUCUCUCAAGAAGGACCUCGACAACAUCACAGGGACCUACCUGGAGCAGAAGGACUCGUGUUUCUGGGUGGCAGAAUACGACGGCCGGGUGGUGGGCACGGUGGCUUGCCUCCCUAAUGAGAACGCCCCCGCGUGCUUGGAGUUGAAACGUGCGUCCGUAUGCCGCAGUCAUCGCAGGAUGGGCAUCGCUAAAGCUCUGUGUCGGACGGUCGCUGAUUUUACCCGCGACAGGGGUUACGCAGCAGUCAUCCUGUACACCUCCACGGUGCAGACAGACGCUCAGAAGCUGUACGAGCACAUGGGCUACGAGAAGAUCCGAGAGUUCCUCAUACCCGAGUUCAUCGGCAAACUCAUGAACUUCACUCUGAUCGAGUACAGAUUAGAUUUACAGAGAGACACACAAAACAACUGAGACCAGAGAGACUGUUUAACAUUUCAGGGGCAAACCGUCCGUUCAGCAGGUUUGUAGGCGUCUGUGUACCCAGCAUGCAUUGCAGUAAUGGCAACAAAACUCUCAGGACACGUCAGGUGACAUUAUCAACACGAGGGACUGUUUACUCCACACACACUGGCAGUGAGAGGUUGGUCAUAUUUUCUUUGUCAACACACACACACACACACACACACACACACACACACACACACACACACACACACACACACACACACACACACACACACACACACACACACACACACGUUAAAUCAUCUGCCCUGUCCAUGCUCAGGGCUAAUGUUUAUUAUGACAUGUGGUCGUGGUCAGGUCACCUUGUGAAAGAGAUCUGGAUCUCUACGGGUUAAUUACCCACUUAAAAAAAAAAAGAUCUUGAUCUACACUCUACUGAAAGUAAAUUGAUAAAUUGAUGGACCUGAUCAUUUCGUUUUGUUUUGACCAUCAUGAAUGUGUCACUUUGAUUUUUUAUGCUGCAUCCAUGUUCUCCUCAAACGGCCCCAUCUCCAAAAUUCAGAAAUCAUUCUUCCAACUUCUUGUGUUCAUGAACUCUUACUCGCGGUUUCCACGGGUUCUGUGUUGUGCAGCGUUCUGUCUCUGCCGGGGUCUUGCUCCGUCCGACUGCGCACGCCCGAUAUACCCCACUGGGUCUGUUUCUGAAGCGGAAGCGGGGCUGUACUCGCAGGUUCACAAGAUCACAGGAGAACUAGAAGAUCACACGUGAA
Messenger RNA from Labrus bergylta (ballan wrasse), 1765 nucleotides. RefSeq names its product N-acetyltransferase 8 (gene nat8). The record is from RefSeq and is a predicted model, not a curated record. Gene Ontology annotation, molecular function: N-acetyltransferase activity. Lineage: Eukaryota; Metazoa; Chordata; Actinopteri; Labriformes; Labridae.